Molecule: messenger RNA, 588 nt
Organism: Ilex paraguariensis (yerba mate)
Lineage: Eukaryota; Viridiplantae; Streptophyta; Magnoliopsida; Aquifoliales; Aquifoliaceae
Source: the annotation of a GenBank genome assembly
AUGGUGCGUGGUAGUACAGAAGUAAGAUCUGAGGAGCCCCUCAUAUUGUCUGAACUGGCAUGGUUUGCACACUUUUUUCAUUUUGUUAUCACUACUGAAGAUGUUUUGUCCAUAUGCAGCGGACCCCACAAAAAAGUCAGACCCACCAAAAAGUCGGACCCUAAGGCUCAGGCCUUGAAAACCGCCAAGGCUGUGAAAUCAGGUUCAUCAACCUUCAAGAAGAAGGCCAAGAAGAUACGUACUAAAGUUACAUUUUACCGACCAAAGACAUUGAAGAAGGAUAGGAAUCCCAAGUACCCUCGCAUUAGUGCACCCCCAAGAAACAAGCUUGAUCAGUACCAGAUCCUAAAGUAUCCUCUCACUACUGAAUCGGCAAUGAAGAAGAUUGAAGACAACAACACCCUUGUUUUCAUUGUUGACAUCCGUGCUGACAAAAAGAAGAUAAAGGAUGCAGUCAAGAAGAUGUAUGACAUUCAGACCAAGAAAGUCAAUACCUUAAUCAGGCCUGAUGGGACUAAAAAAGCUUAUGUUAGGUUGACUCCUGAUUACGAUGCUUUGGAUGUGGCAAACAAAAUUGGGAUAAUUUAA